AUGGAAGAAGAUGAUGGCGAAAUAGAAUUUUUGGAUGAAGAUGCCGAAAUUGUCCAUCAAUGUGUUCAACCCGUCGAUGAAAUUCCAGAUCAGAAAGUCGAGAUACAAGUUCCAGUACUUGUAGAGCGAAGACCGGUAGGAAGGCCUAGGAAAAAGAGGAAAGUAGAAGAGGAAGAUUCUGAUUAUGAACCUUUUAAAUAUAUACCACAGAAGAGUAAGAAGAAAAAGACACAGAAGGUGCUGCGUAAUACCUCGGUCAAAUCUUCAAAGUAUGAAUCUUAUGGUCAGUCUAGUCAAGCAGAGAUCAGACAGUACGGUCCGCGUAAAGUAAUUAAAAAGCUACAAGUUGCUAAGGAUGAACUGCUGCCCCGUAAGCAUUUCGAUAUUCGGAUCCCCGACUACGAAGACCCUCUGUGUUUGCCCGUUCGUGCCAUUAAAAGGGAUGAAAGUGACACGAAGAAGCUCAGGACCUGGAACAACUUGUGUUUGGAACAUUUUGAGCGUAGCGACACAGCGUUUCGACCUGAGACGGGUGAGACUGUGUCAUCUAAGAGGACAGUUAUUCUAAGAAAUAUUACAAAUAAACUCACGGGUAAGCCUGAAAUAACAGUGUGGAGUAAGACAACUGUAGAAAAUGAGACAAAUGACCAAAAGUCCGAAGUACUGCAAUGCGUGUUGCCAAAAUACAGAGAGAAGAAAGUCUUAAACUACAGCCUGAUUGAGAUGAAAAGACGCAGAUCCUAUCAUCAUGUCGAUGAGGCUAUUAUAACUAAAGAAGACCUUAAUGAUGGAGAAAGGCUCAUUGUUUAUAAACCUAAAGAAACUUUAUCAUUGGUGUACAAGCUGUUUGAGAAAAAUAAUAGUGAUGCUGAUGAAAAUGAUGAAGAUGAUGAUACACUGAAGCCAUACAUGAAGGAAGUUUCAAGCUGCCGGGUCUGCGCACCCUGCUACCAGGUGUCCUGGAGAGGCUUCCGGAAGAAUGAUAAAAAGAUAAAGUGCCAGAUCUGUUCAAAGGUCUACACAAGUGUCUACAGUUUGCUUUCGCACCUUAAGUCUCACUCCAAUGACGACAUGAAUAAAUACAAGAGGAUUGUGUCAAUGGCUUUGGCCCAGGUGGUGGAGUACCACUAUAAGUGCCGCAUCUGCCAGCGGAAGUUCCCCGGCAUCAAGGAGUUGAGGAGGCACGUGCUGGACCACCGCGGCACUGAGACCUUCAUAUGCGAUAUCGGCAGCCACGUGGCGACG
Messenger RNA from Iphiclides podalirius (scarce swallowtail), 1245 nucleotides. Lineage: Eukaryota; Metazoa; Arthropoda; Insecta; Lepidoptera; Papilionidae. The record is from the annotation of a GenBank genome assembly.